Molecule: messenger RNA, 2172 nt
Organism: Anopheles maculipalpis
Lineage: Eukaryota; Metazoa; Arthropoda; Insecta; Diptera; Culicidae
Gene: Ced-12
Product: engulfment and cell motility protein 1
Exons: 1
Coding region: 3-2171 (722 amino acids)
Biological process (GO): actin filament organization; cell motility
Cellular component (GO): plasma membrane
Source: RefSeq, a predicted model, not a curated record
AGAUGUUGCCGAAAAACAGCAAAAUGCCAGCAAUUAAGGAUAGUCACAUCGUGAAGAUUGCGGUCGAGUAUGUGGACAACACACCGCAGAUGUAUCCACAGCUGAUCGAAUUCGACCAGCGGCAACCGCUCAGUGCGAUCAUACAGAAUCUGUGCAGUUCGUGGGGCAUACCGGAUGCGGAAAGUUAUGCGCUCCAGUUCGAUGGUAUCAAUUACGUGACGGAGAAGAACCGGAACGAGGUAAAAAAUGGAACAGUACUAAAGUUACGCUUUUCACCAUCGAAAACAACGAACGACAUAUUGGAAAAGUUGCGUAGCGGAACGGAUGAUGAGAAGGUAGCGGAACUGAAGGAGCUGCAGGUGCUGAGUGCGGACAAUACGUUUGCGUUGGAGUUUAUUAAGGAGCAAGGAUUGCGGUUGAUAAUUGCGCUGAUUGAGGAUCAGGAGUGUGAGGAGCGUAUCCUUAAUUUGGCACUUUGCUCGUUCGUACAGCUAAUGGAGCAUGGUACGAUUUCGUGGGACAUUCUGGAGCCGUCGUUUAUUAUGCGCAAUGUGGCGUUCAUAAAUACGCCCUCGAAGCCGGAAAUCAUUCAAUCGGCUCUUUCGAUUCUGGAGAACAUAGUGCAGAGCAGUAACAAGUAUGGGCUGGUGGAGAAGGAAAUCCCGCUGGAAGCUUUGCUGAAGCUGCUGCGCGAUGCAACCCGAACGCAGGUGCAGCAGAAUGCAAUUGCUUUGCUGAAUGCACUUUUUAUUAAGGCGGACGAUGCAAAGAGACGUUUGCUGGCGGCGACGCUCGGUUCGAAACAUUAUCGGAGUGUGAUUAAUAGUGUUAUAACGCCUUCGAUGGGUGCCGAGAUGGCACAUCAGCUUUAUGUGUUGCAGACGCUCACGUUGGGACUGUUGGAGCAACGGAUGAAAACCGCCAUGGAUGUACAGGACCAAGACGCGCAGGAGAAAAUUAAGGAACUGCGUCGUAUCGCGUUCGAAGCGGACGGUGUUGAUCCGAUGCCAGACGUUACGGCACGCCGUCAACACGGUUCGUCCUACUCGAGCCACUACAAGAAGCUUGGCUUCAAGUGUGACAUCAAUCCGGCACAGGAUUUCUUCGAAACACCGCCCGGAACGUUGGCACUCGAUUGUAUGAUCUACUUCGCACGCAAUUACACGCAGAGCUACACGAAAGUGGUGCAUGAAAAUAGUUGCCGGGCGGAUGAGCACGAGUGUCCGUUUGGGCGUACGAGCAUCGAGCUGGUAAAGGUGCUGUGUGACAUUUUCCGCAUUGGCGAAUCACCUUCGGAGCAGGGACAAGAGUUUUAUCCGAUGUUUUUCACUCACGACCAUCCGUUUGAGGAGUUUUUCUGCAUCUGUAUCGUGGUGCUGAACAAAACGUGGAAGGAUAUGCGCGCCACUACGGAAGAUUUCGUGAAGGUGUUCUCGGUCGUGCGGGAACAGAUCGUACGGAGCAUCGUUGGACGUCCGGCAAGUUUGGAAGAUUUUAAGGCAAAGAUUCACACAUUUACGUACAAUACGAUCACGACGCUACGCCAGCAGGAACGUACUUCACGCGAGGAAUGCGAAUCAACGGCAUCCGCCAUCGUUAGCUUGAAGAAGAAAAUCACCCCGGAAAUAAAAGCCCUCAUCAAGGAGCAACGGCUCGGAUACCUUAUCGUCGGUACACGGUUCUGCAAGUAUUCGGGCGGUAAGCGCGAACGAGACAAGUACUGGUACGUGCGACUCUCACCCAACCACAAGGUAAUCCACUAUGGGGAUUGUGACGAAAAAACGGUUCCGACUCUAGAGGAACUUUCCAACAAGCUAGCCGUUAUCGAUAUUCGCCAAAUGCUGGUGGGGAAAGAAUGUCCCCACAUGAAGGAAAUGCGCUCGAAAAAAGCAUCAACACCGCUCGGAUUUUCACUCGUCCCGGAAAGCAGCGAACAACCGACGCUAGACUUUAUCGCACCGGACGAGGCAACGUUUAACUACUGGACGGAUGGAAUUAAUGCACUGCUCGGUCAGCCGAUGACGAGCAAGCAGCAGGAAGAAGACUUUGAAACGUUACUUUCGAUGGAGAUAAAGCUCCGACUGCUCGACACCGAAGGGGUGGACAUUUCCAAGGAUCCACCGUCGAUUCCACCCGAGCCGGAGAAUUACGAUUUUUGCUUCGAUAGCUAAG